Molecule: messenger RNA, 1618 nt
Organism: Camelina sativa (false flax)
Lineage: Eukaryota; Viridiplantae; Streptophyta; Magnoliopsida; Brassicales; Brassicaceae
Product: transcription factor MYB24-like
Biological process (GO): regulation of DNA-templated transcription
Cellular component (GO): nucleus
Molecular function (GO): sequence-specific DNA binding; DNA-binding transcription factor activity
Source: RefSeq, a predicted model, not a curated record
UAAAUUUUUUUUUGUUUUUUACCGUUUGGCUAGGAUUGUGAUACUCAUAAAUAAAACAAAUUAUUUUUAAACUGUGCUAUUAGAUAUGGUCCGAUGUCCGGAUUAAGUAUUUGAGUUCGAUUCACAAUAUUGGUUUAUUUGGAUUGUACUUGUACAUCGAAAAAUGAAAUUGAAUAUUAUAUAUACAUAUGCAAAAAUCAUUAUAUACAUAUAUACAUGCAUAUAUGUGCAUGUAGGGUGAAGAGAUAUUGAUAGAUAUCAUACAAUAUGAUCAUACACUAUCAUAAUUAGGUCGUGAGGCUAUAUAUCUUCCCAUGUGAUAUUACAAUUUCUGUAAAAUAAAAUAAAAAAACGACAAGAAAUGUGGCUAAUUAGUACUAUAUCUAAAGUCAUUUAAGAUUUUAAUUUGGACUUAAAAGUAACAACGCCUUAAAUUUAGAAACCCUCUCUCUAUAAAAGCAGUGGCUAGCCCACCACUAUAUUACCUCAAAAUAUCAACUCUCUCCCAGACUUUCAGAACUCUCCUUUUCUAUUUCUCUUUCUAGAAAUUAUCUUCAUCUCUAUCAAUUAUAUAGUAGAGUUAUUAAGAGUAACUUCAUAGAUAUGGAGAAAAGAGUAGGUGGUACUGGUGGGUCGGGAUCAGGAGAUGCAGAUGUGAGAAAAGGGCCAUGGACCAUGGAAGAAGAUUUGAUUCUCAUCAAUUGUAUCGCCAAUCAUGGUGAAGGUGUUUGGAACUCUCUCGCCAAAUCUGCAGGCCUAAAACGCACCGGAAAAAGUUGCCGGCUCCGGUGGCUGAACUACCUCCGACCAGAUGUGCGACGGGGAAAUAUCACAGCAGAAGAACAGCUCACCAUCAUGGAACUUCAUUCCAAAUGGGGAAAUAGGUGGUCGAAGAUUGCAAAGCAUUUACCAGGAAGAACCGACAACGAGAUCAAGAAUUUUUGGAGGACCAAGAUCCAGAAAUACAUCAUCAAGAACGGAGAAACGACGACCGCUGGAUCACAAAGCUCUGAGAUCAUAAACCAUCAUGCCACAAGCACAGGCCAAGUCUUGAAUGAUACUCAAGAACCCAUGGAUAUGUAUUCUCAACAUGCCAACAAUAUUGAUCAUCAGCUUAGUUACAACACUUAUGUGCCUGAAUCGGAUUCGACCAUGAUACCAUUAUCAGUUGAUCAAUCCGAACAAAACUAUUGGAGCGUCGAUGAUCUUUGGCCCAUGCAUUUAUAUAAUGGUAAUUAAUUAAUAAGUUAUUUAAAUUGCGGUCCAAAGAGGGAUAUAAAUAUUUUAUAUACAACUAUACGAGUAAAUAAACGUCGAUCGGUUAUUUCUUGGCCUGAUAUGCUUAAUAUAAAGGUAAAACAGAUAUGAGAGUACUAUAUGGGUUUGUCUCAUAUCGUUUAGAGGUAGGUACUCAAGAUCAGGUUGGAGACUUUUAUGGUAUCCAUUCGAGGUUAUACCUAAAUUAAAUAAAACUACGGAAAUGGAUCAUAUAUAUACGUAUUUUGAAAAUAAUUGGUCAGUGCUUUAUUGUUGAUGUACAAGAACACCCUUCAAUUUAUAUUAUGUUUGUGUCAACAUACGAUUAUCUUUUUUAAUGUAUGUGUGUUUUUUUGUUUAA